CUGAAUCAUCGAAACAAAAAGAAAAUAUUAUAAAAACAAAUCAAAUUUCAAAACAUUAUCACACAAUAGUUGAAUCAGAUAAUGGAAGUGAAAUUGAAUAUGAUUCAGAUCCACAAAUUGAAUUUUCAGCUCAUGAAUCAGAAGAUAAAUUUUCUGAACUUGAUUCGGAUGAUUCUGAUUAUACCCAUCAGCAAAAAAAAGGAAAAUUCAAAGUGAAUGAAAAACAAAAACCAGCAAAUAAAAUUCAUGAUAUUGAUGCAAUUCAAGAAAUAAUUAUAGCAAAUCAUAAAGAGUUAAACAUAAAUGGUAAAAGAAAACAUGAUUUUGACAAUUUAAUCGAUGAAAACGAAUUGUUUGAUGACAAUAUAUCAGAUGUCGAAGAAGAAUUUAAAAUUAAAAAAACCAAAAUUUGA
Molecule: messenger RNA, 413 nt
Organism: Dentiscutata erythropus
Lineage: Eukaryota; Fungi; Glomeromycota; Glomeromycetes; Diversisporales; Gigasporaceae
Source: the annotation of a GenBank genome assembly